Messenger RNA from Iphiclides podalirius (scarce swallowtail), 822 nucleotides. NCBI's taxonomy places the organism in Eukaryota, Metazoa, Arthropoda, Insecta, Lepidoptera, Papilionidae. The record is from the annotation of a GenBank genome assembly.
AUGUCGCCUUUCUUGAAACAGCUGUUGGCGGUGAGCGGCGUGGUGCUCUACAUGAUCGGAACAGGCGCCAACAUAGCGUACCCUGGAGUGCUGCUGCAGCAACUUCGGCAGCGAGACGCCGCUUUCUCCCUCACACCAGAACACGAGUCCUGGAUCGCUUCGAUCCUCGGCCUGGCUCUCAUAUCGGGCAUCGUGGUGGCGCCGAUAUGCCUUCAGAAGCUGGGCCGGAAGCUGACCAACCAGCUCAGCACCCUGCCCGCUAUGGGGGGGUGGGCGCUUCUGGUCGCCGCAAGGGGUCCCGCCGCACUCCUCAUCAGCCGCUCCCUCCAGGGAUUCGGGAUGGGGCUGCAAGCGGCCGCUGCGCCGGUCAGCAUAGCGGAGUACUCAUCGCCGAAGCACCGCGGGGCGUUCCUGGCCACGAUCGCCUUCUCCUUCGCCACCGGCAUGCUGGCAGCACACGUCUUCGGCACGCUGCUGUACUGGAGGACGGCCGCCGUAGCCUGCGGCUCCGUCUACGCGGUGUCUCUCAUACUGAUCUCCGCCUCUCCAGAGACCCCGUCCUACUUAGCGUCGAUAGGCAGGAGGGAGCAGUGCCGCAAGGCGUACAGGUGGCUGAGGGGCCGCGACGAGAACUCCGAGAAGGAACUCGAGGUGCUGCUCAACAGCCAGCGGAGGAAGGUGGGGCCCAAACUGGCCCAGUUCACCUUCUACCGGCAGAUGAUCGCGAAACCGGAGUUCUACAAGCCCACGUUGAUUAUGAUGUUCAUGUUCGUGCUGUUCCAAAUGUCCGGCAUGCCGUGGUGCCGUCGUACACCGUGCCGA